This is a messenger RNA of Westerdykella ornata, 4872 nucleotides long. RefSeq names its product kinase-like protein. Bases 1 to 4872 code for a protein of 1623 amino acids. The record is from RefSeq and is a predicted model, not a curated record. Lineage: Eukaryota; Fungi; Ascomycota; Dothideomycetes; Pleosporales; Sporormiaceae. Gene Ontology annotation, biological process: regulation of translational initiation by eIF2 alpha phosphorylation; DNA damage checkpoint signaling. Gene Ontology annotation, molecular function: eukaryotic translation initiation factor 2alpha kinase activity; ATP binding; protein binding. The transcript has 3 exons.
AUGGCACCGCCGAAAACACCUGCCCGCAAGAAGAAUGCCACCAAUGUAUCCACGCCGCAGGCCACGCACGCCCCCAUGGGUAGGCCUCCCCCGAGGGACCAACCCUCUGCCAGAACCCCCCUGAUUGCUAUGCCUACCGAUACCUACGCCAAAGCCCAAGAGGAAGAGCUGGAGGUCUUGAAGGCCAUCUAUAUGGAUGAUUUUGAGGAGGUCGAAGCCAAGGGCGCAUGGCAUAAAACAACGGAUCGUGUAAUACGGCUGAAGUUGAAAUCCUUCUCGAGCGAGGAGACGUCAGUGACCCUCUGUGCAAAACUCACUGCAACGUAUCCCAAGUCCUUGCCCAAUCUUACCCUAGAGGAUACGAACAAGUUGCGCCAGAAAACGAUCCAGAGGCUCAAUGAUGUGCUGAAGACAAGGCCUAAGGAGCUUGUCGGCGAGGUGAUGAUUCAUGAUAUCGCUACCUCCAUACAGGACAUCCUCGAAGACGACAUCGCCCUCCGUGAGAAUGAUGGUGCUUUCGAGAACCUCGAAGCCGAACGCGCAGUGCAGGAAGCUGCUGCUGCCGAGCUCGCAAAGCAGCACGAACAGGAGUUGCAAAAGAAGCGAAACGAGGAGAAGAUUGAGGAGGAACGUGCAUUGCAGCAAAUGGUGGAGGAAGAAGUGCGCCGCAAGGAGGCCAUGGCGAAGCGGAAAAGUAAAGCCGGACACACGCCUACCUCUUACUUUUCGGAGGCUCAAUCUUCGGACCGUAUCUCUUUUGAGAGGGUCGUUACCGUUCAACAAGAUGGUAAAGAUAUCGAAUGCACUGCUGUCGAGGGUGUUUUGCCGUUUCGCAAAGGUCCGGUCACGGAAGAGUUCCUUGUGAAGCCUGUAAGCGCUUCCGACUCCGUCAUCCUGGUCUUGAAACGAGCUCUUGUACAGGCCGAGAACUCCACUUUUCAGGCGCAGCUCAAGAAGGCGAUAACAGAGUUUGAGGAGGAGAUGGAAGAUAUCAAGCGCUUUCGCCAGCCCGCUAUCAUGUUCGUCUUCGAUUUCAAGAUCCAGCAGAUUUCCGACUUUAGCUGGGAGAUUGACAUCCUUACGGAGUACUUCACCAAGGGCUCGCUGGGGGAGAAGCUGGAAGAUGAUGGUCACAUUGUCGUCUCAAAGGCGAGGGCUUGGACUAUCGAACUAUUGGAAGCCCUAGACUUCUACCACCGCAACGGCGUCGUGCACAAGAGGAUUCAUCCUAACAAUGUUAUGUUGCGGAAGACAUCCACAGGAGGCAUGUCGGUCAAACUUGCUGAUGCCGGAUUUCAGGACAGUCUACAUCGUCUUCAGGAUGUGACUCAUGGCAAAUUGUCAUAUUCAACGUCCAGGUCCGCUUUCUGGGUCGCUCCAGAACUUGCGCAUGAUAAUCGAAAGACGAGGAAAACUGACGUUUGGGACUUGGGCGUCGUAUUUCUACAGAUGUUGUUCGGUAUCGAUGCCCCUCAAAAGUACAACUCGCCGAAAGACCUAUCGGAUUCCCUUGGGUGCUCCGAGUCACUACAAGAAAUCAUGCGGAAGUUCUUCAAGCCUGACCCCAAGAAACGAGCUUCCGCUUUCGACCUGAUUCCGUCCGAGUUCUUGCGAGACGACGUCCCCGUCUAUGAACAGCCACUCACCCCUAUGCGUUCCAGGCAUUCCUCAACCUCGCUCGCCGCUGGACGCCAACGUCGUGAAUCGUCAGUAGGCAUCGGAGGAGGCUUUUCCAGAUAUGCAAGCGAUUGGGUCGAGGCAGGCCGGCUUGGGAAGGGUGGGUAUGGUGAGGUUGUGAAAGCUCGAAACAAGCUGGACGGUCGCGUCUAUGCCAUCAAAAAGAUCAGGCAAAAGUCCGCUGCGGCUCUUACUGAGGUCUUGUCCGAAGUCAUGCUUCUGUCACGGCUAAACCACCCUUGCGUUGUGCGUUACUACACGGCAUGGCCUGAGGAAGAAUAUGCUGGUGCCUCCGAAACCGAAGAGGACGCUUCGACUUUCACGGGAGGAGAAUCCGACUCGGAAUCUGACUCAGCGAUAUCGCCCGGGAAUGGAGAUGCCGGUUUCACACGGAGCACGGGAGGGCUCGAUUUUGUGAGCAAUUCCCAUAGAAUCAUGUUCGGCUCCGAUGAUGAAGAGGAAGACGAAGAUGAUGGAGCUGUCGUGUUCGGUUCUGAUACUGAAGAUGAGGACGGAGUAGGUAGCCCAAACUCGCAUUCGCUCCUCGCAAGGAAGCGAACUGAGUCCAGCUCGUAUCCUACACGUUCCACCAGAACAAUACUAUAUAUCCAGAUGGAGUUCUGCGAGAAACAAACAUUACGUGACCUGAUCAGGAGAGACCUUUACGAGGAUUCAGAGGAGUACUGGCGGCUCUUCCGACAAAUGUUGGAGGGUCUUGCACACAUCCACAGUCAUGGGAUAAUCCAUCGAGACCUCAAGCCGGACAACAUUUUCAUCGACGUUGCCAAGAUACCCAAGAUCGGCGACUUUGGGCUGGCGACGAGUGGUCAGUAUCAGCGCGCCGAUAAGAAGAUGCUUGCAGGGAGCCAGGCGGACGGAGACAUGACGCGUAGCAUCGGCACUGCAUUAUACGUCGCGCCUGAACUGCGUUCCAACGUCUCCGGCAACUACACCGAUAAAGUGGACAUGUAUUCUAUGGGCAUCAUCUUCUUCGAGAUGUGCUACCCGCUGAAAACGGCCAUGGAACGCGACCAUGUUCUAAGACAACUUCGAGAGCGCAAACAUACAUUGCCGGCCGAGUUUGAGACACCUGAAAAGGCCCUUCAAGGAAGCAUAAUCACAUCGCUAAUCAAUCAUCGGCCCAGCGAGCGCCCAAGCUGCGCGGAACUGCUUCGUAGCGGAAAGGUCCCUCUGCAAAUCGAAGAUGAAUCUGUCAAGGAAGCUCUAAAGGCUUUGUCGGAUCGCGAUUCUCCUCACUACGCGAAGAUGAUGGCAGCGUUAUUCUCGCAAAAGCCUGAUACCCAAGCGAAGGAUUAUGCGUGGGACAUGGGGAUCGCUCCCGCCGCGCAGGGCAUCAAGGCGAACGAUGUGCUGCUUCAAACCAUGGUCAAGGAACGUCUCACGAGCGUAUUCCGGGGCCACGGCGCGGUGGAAAUGCAGCGGCAGCUACUUAUCCCAUGGUCGAGCCAUUACGCCAACAACAAUGUCGUGAAGCUUUUCGACCCAUCGGGUACGCUCGUGCAGUUACCUUAUGACCUCACGUUGCCAUAUGCGAGGAGCAUUGGACGCGGUGCCACCUUCCUGGAGAAGACAUUCACAAUAGGCUCUGUUUACCGAGACAGUUACACGGGCGGAGCCCCGCGGAGCAAUGGCGAAGCCGACUUUGACAUACUCUCCUAUGACACCUUGGACCUAGCCUUGAAAGAAGCGGAGGUCCUCAAAGUCAUCGACGAGGUCAUUGACGAGUUCCCAUCUCUCGCCUCGACUACGAUGUGUUUCCAUCUAAACCACUCUGAUUUACUAGAAAUCAUAAUGGAGUUCUGCCGGAUCAAUGUCCCACAGCGACCGGUAGUAAAGGAGGUGCUCAGUAAGCUCAAUAUUCAACAAUUCAACUGGCAAAAGAUACGGAAUGAGCUACGUGCGCCGGAGGUGGGAGUUUCAUCCACUUCACUAGACGACCUUGCGCGUUUCGACUGGAGAGACACACCUGAUAAAGCAUUUUCGAAACUGCGGCGGAUAUUCGAAGGCACCAAGUAUCUUGAUAGAACGCACGCCAUCUUCGCUCAUCUCAACUCCGUGGUGUCCUACAUGAAACAUUGGAAUAUAAAGCGGAAGGUGUACAUCAAUGCGUUGAGCAGUUUCAACGAGAAGUUCUACUCUGGUGGCAUACUGUUCCAGUGCGUUUUCGACACCAAGAAGCGGGAGGUUCUCGCUGCAGGAGGGAGGUACGACAAGCUGAUUCAGGAGUACCGGCCGAGGGUCGGAGGUCAAGCGCACCCAACUGGUGGCUAUCAUGGCGUUGGUAUGAACCUUGGUUGGGAUCGCCUUGUGAAUUCAAUGGCCCGAUUCCUAAAGAAACCGGAGAAGACGGCACCAACCGCUUUCCUGAAGAAGCAUGCGGAAGAGGAGAAUCCCGCUCUAUCGUGGGUACCUCGUCGAUGUGACUGCCUCGUUGCGAGCUUUGACGCUUCACUUCUCAGGUCGACUGGCGUUCGAAUGGUGGCGGAUCUUAUUGAACAUGGAUACACUGCAGAGUUGGCUGUCCAGGCACAUACCAUCGAAGACCUUAUGAGACACUACAGAGACGAUAGGCAUAGCUGGCUCAUCAUCAUCAGGCACGGUGUCGCCUCUGAUAAACCGGACUUGAAGGUCAGAAGCAUCGUCAAGAAGGAGGACACGGACCUUCGCUCUAGCGACUUGUUCAACUACCUCCGCAACGAGCUUCGGGACAGGGAAGCAAGGGAAGGAAGCGCUGUCCAACGACACAGCCGCGCUACACCAGCCUCCAGCUCGUCGCCGGUCGGCACCAAAGCCAACGUCGAUGUUCUCAUGUCGCAUCACCGCUCCAAGAAGACCAGCAAAUGGAGCAUCGUCGAAGCCGCGCAGACUCGCUCCGCCGAGCUGUUGUCCUCGUUCCAAGGCGCCCCGAUUGCGGCCAUCGAGACGAAAGAUGAGACGAUGAAUCUAAUCAGAGAGACGCGAUUGAGCGACCCCGAUGGGUGGCGACGGGCGAUUCAGAGUGUGCCCAUGAAUGAGCGGCAGUACCUACACGAGUUGCACGAUCUUCUAUCCAAGUACGCUGCCCGGUGGCGGGAGGCGCUGAAUGACGGGACGGCGCGGAGCGGGGAGGGGGGGAAGGCGUUUGUGUAUAAUUUCAGGACGGGGGGAUGCUUGCUGUAUGAUUUGGAGAAUUGA